UGUAAAAAUCACCUGCGCAUGCGCCGACAUUCAGUCUGAGCGCGGCCGUCGCAGCGUGCGGACGUGUUGGCACGUAACCUUAUGUACAGCAACACCUCGUUUCCCGGUAACUAACUGUCGAUAUUGCUCCGAUUAAAAUUCCUCCCGUGUCCUCCGUCACUCCAGCGCCGGAUUUUUGUGUGUUGUGAUCGAAAUAAUCAGUUCGAAACCGUGUGACAUUUGUUGAACGCUGCCGUUGUGAUUUUAAUGUUGAUACCCACAAAAGGAUGACAAUAUAAAGACAACAAAAAUGGCUGCCACUCUCAUCAGAUUGACUUUAACACUAGUGGCGCUAGUGAGUGCAAUCCACGGCCAGUACAGUGACCUUGUACCAACACUGGACAUAGACAUGCAGAGCGACGACGCGAACGACACUUUGAGCGAAAUCGCAUCAGAAACGGACAAACCCAUCUUAAAAACCAACGACGGCGAGACAACGGAGCCGGUGCUCGAAGGACCAAAGCUGUCAGACCCAGCCCGCGCGGAACACGAGGGCGCAAACGACGAUAGAACCGAGAGCUCGAACGAAGCCACGGGCCAAGAUAUAACGGCCGCCACUGACGUCACCACGUCAAGCGACAAUAAUGUUUACACUGCCAAGGAACCGAUGGAGGAUAUUUACUCUAAUCAAGAUGCUUACAAUGUGCAGGUCGAAUCGACCGCGACCACCACGCACACGUCGGAUGCGGUGGACGGUUUCCCGCCAAAACCGGCGGAGUUCGAACAGGAGGAACAGGAUUACAGCGGACAGCGCAGCCCCAAGACCGAUAACUCGAACACGCUGCCACCGAUGGACGCCCGAACGUUCGAGAAACCCAAGCCUCUACCCGCAGCGAGCAAAAGCGCCACGCUCCGCGCUUGGCUCGAGGACACGUGGCUGCGGCCGCCAGUCGGCGUGCUGGUGCCGCUGCGGCCGGACGCGUUGGCGCGCGCGCUCGCCGUGUGGAACGACGUCACCGCUGACGGGUUGAAUUUGACGGAUAUCGUCAUUGUGGGAUACGAUUCUAAUGGAGUGAACUGGCGGUCCCGCCACAAUCUGCAACCGUCCAGCGCCACGGGCGACAGGGCAGUCGGCAGCGCUUUGUCGAAGCUACUGCAUAAAUACCAGGGUGUCUACACGAGCACCGCAAGCGAUGGGACAAUGCGCGCCCUAGCAUCCGCCGCCAAGCUGGUGCCCUACGACAGCGCCCUAUUCCUCGUCACCGACAGGGCGCCGGGCGACGCGCAACGCCUGCCGCUGGCUCUGAGGGCGCUGGUUGAAAAGCGGCUAAAGGUGUACACGGUGUGGACGGACCCCAGCCACCCGGCACCGGAGUCCGAGCUCGCGCUCCAGGACUUGAGGAACGUGUCGUCGCACACGGAGGGCGAAGUCCUACCCUACGCUCUGCCGAAUACGGACGACGAUACAUCUAUAUUGGCGGAGCUGCAGCAGUGGAACCCAACGGAAGCGCAGCCGAGGCGAGAAGCCAGGGUGAAAACGUACCCGGAAACUGACGAUUAUGAUACACUUCUCAUGCGAAAAGGAGAAGGGGAGGCGUUAUCCCUCGGACUUCCCAUAGACAAUGGAGUUACAGCGUUGAAGAUAUACUUGGAGGGAGCUGUAGAACACGCAGUGCUGUAUCCACCAAACGAUGGAGCGCAAAUAGACCUGUACAACGCGUCCUCGAUCCGCGCCUUCUCACCGCCGUCCACCGCGGAAGGGACGUCGCCCAGGAUCGUACAUCUCGUGUUCCCGACGUCGCUUGAUGACACGCUCACCGUGCUGCCCGCGGAGGCGACGGACGCGGCGGACCGCUCGCUGGCCGGCACUUGGCACCUCAGCGUGCGGUGCGACGCGUGCGUCUACCGGCUGCGCGUCGCCGCCAGGUCGUCGCUGCACUUGCGCGUGGACGUCGUGGACGAUAUGCUGCAAAUGAAGAUAUAUGGACCGGUGGCGAGCGUGCGCGACACGAUUCUAGUGGACGAAUAUGGCUCAGAACUUGCCAAAUUACCAUUUAACUACCAGCCAACAUCUGAUAUAGACGAAUCCAGCGCCAACGCUGACAUCCAGGCCGAGCUGCAGAUGCCCAACGUAGCCAGUUCCAGUGUAUACGUGAAAAUAUUCGGACGAGAUAUUAAAGGCGAACCGUUCACGAGACUAUCCAGACAGAUCCAGAAGCACACAGAAGUUAGGAUGGGCAGGUCCGCGUCCAUCGUGUUCCCGGAAUCGCCAAAUGACUUGGAAAUUGUUGAAAACCUUAAUUCCGAACUGUUCAACCGGCUCGAGUAUAACGAUAGCAAUGUUCUGCCGUUCGGGCGAGCCACGUCACAGGUCGUGAACCAGAGUGGAUCGGUUCUGACUGCAGUGCAGAUCGGUCUCAGCACCAGACUGUACGGCGCGCCGGGUGUAAGACUACAGUUAUACUUCGAAGUGACUAACUACAGAGAGCAGAGCGUGAGAUUCAACUUCGGUGCCGUUGGCGAGCUACGAUUUCUGACUGGAAUCGAACCGAGUUCACAAACCGUUGCUUCGGGGCAAACCGUGACUGUCAUUGUGAGUCUGCUGAUAUCAGCCACUGCACAACCGGGAGCGAGGGACCUCAUUACCUUCACAGCUUAUGGUAACGAAGCGGUCUCCAUUUCGGCCUACGUCUAUGUCCUGAAUCAGGGCCAGAGUAUAAACGACGCUUCGCCACCGAGCAUCCGCCAUAAUUUCCAGGGCUCCUGUUUGCUAAAACAGGGCAGCGAUUGCAAUGAACACGUGUGGUCUGCUACCAUCAUAGCGCGCGAUUCUGAAGGAGGUCUAUUGCGGCUGACGUCAUCGCCGCAGGGCGUGAUCUACGACAGCAACUUCAUAUCGGGCUCGCGCGAUGACGUCACGGCCACAUAUCGCGCGACGUGCUGCUCGCCGCGCGUCGUCGUCAACGCGGUCGACGCAUUCGGCAACACGAACAGCUACAUCGUCGAUAUAUCUAAUUAUUUCCCACCAUCAGCGAUAGCCGCCAUUGCUCUCGGCAUAAUACUUUUUAUAGGUAUCUUAGUGCUUAUCAUUUUCCUAAUUUAUUGGUGCGUGAAACGGAGAAAGGAAGUCAGAGAAUUACCAACGUAUACGUCUAGGAAUGUUAACUAAAGUGUAUAUUUUAUUUUUUAUUAUUUUUUUAUUUAUAUUUUAAUUUAGCGUAAGUAACACAGUCAAUCUGGGUAAUUGUAAAGGGGAGUAAACUUAAAAUAGGUUAGUAAACUCAAACUUUUAACUGUGUUAAAAAAAACUUAA
Molecule: messenger RNA, 3292 nt
Organism: Zerene cesonia (dogface butterfly)
Lineage: Eukaryota; Metazoa; Arthropoda; Insecta; Lepidoptera; Pieridae
Exons: 21
Coding region: 290-3148 (952 amino acids)
Source: RefSeq, a predicted model, not a curated record